UAAAAUUUGAUAACAACCAAUCAGAACCAGGUCUAGAAACACACAAUAAAAAGACCUUUAGAAUCUCGUCUGAAAAAAAAAAAAAAAUCGGUUCGAUUUCGGUUAAACCGGAUUGGUCAUCACAAGCGUACGGUUAAGCAAGCUCUGAGAGUCGAUCUCAUGGGAUUUAUUCUUCUCUGUUCAUCUCUCCGGUAUACGAUACACAUAGCCUGAAGCGAAAUUUUAAAGGUUCGUCCUCCUCUUCUCUGGGUGAAGUACCUUCACUCUCUUCUUGCUUCGAUAUUUUAACUUCUCGAUCAGUCGUUGAUGUGAUCCCGAUUCCAAUUCCAGAUGAAAAUCAGAGUUCAAGAUGGCCUCCUUUGAUGGACCAAAGUUCAAGAUGACUGAUGGCUCUUAUGUUCAGACUAAGACCAUUGAUGUUGAAUCAUCAACAGAUAUCUCUCCAUACCUUUCACUUUUAAGAGAAGAUUCCAUCUUGAAUGGUAACCGAGCUGUGAUUUUCGAUGUUUAUUGGGACGUUGGAUGUCCUGAAACCGAAACCAAAACCAAAACGUCAGAGUGGAGUCUGUCAUCUGUGAAGCUGAGCACGAGAAACCUAUGUCUCUUCCUUCGACUUCCUAAACCUUUACAUGACAAUCUCAAGGAUCUGUACCGUUUCUUUGCUUCCAAAUUUGUCACUUUUGUUGGAGUGCAGAUCGAGGAUGACCUGGACUUGCUCAGAGAAAACCACAGUCUUGUGAUAAGAAACGCCAUUAACGUUGGGAAAUUGGCUGCCAAAGCCCGUGGAACUCUGGUGCUUGAGUUUCUUGGGACAAGAGAAUUGGCGCACAGGGUUUUGUGGUCUGAUUUGAGUAGGCUGGAUUCUAUAGAGGCCAAAUGGGAUGAGGCAGGGGCUGAAGAACAUCUCGAGGCUGCAGCCAUUGAAGGGUGGCUCAUUGUCAAUGUUUGGGAUCAACUAUCCGAGUAAUUUACUACCUAUCUUUUGUGAAUUUGACUUGUGAUUUUGUGACUCAAUGUUAAGUGAUCGUUUGUAUGUUGUUUGAUGUGAUCAUCAACCAUCACUAAACAAAUAGUGGACAGUAUCCGAAUGAAUUGGCUAAUGUGUAUGAAACAAACUAUGUUGGUUCUGCUUUUUCUGCUAAACUGAGAAUUUUGUUUC
Messenger RNA from Camelina sativa (false flax), 1159 nucleotides. Its product is annotated as protein RISC-INTERACTING CLEARING 3'-5' EXORIBONUCLEASE 2. NCBI's taxonomy places the organism in Eukaryota, Viridiplantae, Streptophyta, Magnoliopsida, Brassicales, Brassicaceae. Gene Ontology annotation, cellular component: nucleus; cytoplasm. Gene Ontology annotation, molecular function: 3'-5' exonuclease activity; nucleic acid binding. The record is from RefSeq and is a predicted model, not a curated record.